CGCACUGCCACCCUCGCCUAUAAAAGCAACGCAGACGACGAUGCUAAGCCCAACCGAAGCUCACGCAAACACAGCCACACAAGGAUAUCUCCUCACGACCACUACUCCAGAAUCUCACAGUUAGCAAUGGCGAAGUGUCUCGCCGUCGCGCUCCUGCUGCUGGUGGUGGUCGCGUACUGCGACGGGAGGGAGCUGAACGGCAAGGAACAGACACUUGCAGCGGCACGCGGUGCCGGUGCCGGCGCCGCCGGCGUCGGCGAGGCGAAGGUUUUGGGGUUGCCAGACCUGCCGCUUGUCGGAACCGCUACCGGUACCAGCACCAUUACCGGUCCGCUGGUGGUGAUUCCUGGGAUCCCUGCUAUUGGCCCAUGAUAAUCUCUAGUUCAUGUGAUGGCUCACAACCUGAACUGAAGCUCACCUUGUGUCUAGCUUUAGGCUUUUAGCUAGCGCGCCGCCUGGAAGAAAAAACG
Messenger RNA from Lolium rigidum, 470 nucleotides. RefSeq lists its product as uncharacterized. The coding region runs from base 127 to 372 and encodes 81 amino acids. Lineage: Eukaryota; Viridiplantae; Streptophyta; Magnoliopsida; Poales; Poaceae. The transcript has a single exon. The record is from RefSeq and is a predicted model, not a curated record.